AAACACAUCCAGCUCCCAUCCAUCCGUCACCACUGGGGAGGAAAACAAGGAGGGAUCACCGGGAUUGCUUUAUCUGCCACGUCCGUGUCAGCACGCGUGAUUUAUUCACAUUACCAAUAAUAACAACAAGCCGCUGUUUGACAGAGACAACGCCAAGAGGACGCUCGGAUACCUGGAGGAAGACGGUAUGGGGGGACACACGGCGGCGUUUUUUCUCUUACUUGCGGCGACCUUGACACUCUCAUCCGAGGUGCCUGCUGAUGACUCGGUGGGUUUGCUAACCGAGCCGCAGGUGGCCAUGUUUUGCGGCAAGCUCAACAUGCACAUCAAUGUGCAGACUGGCAAGUGGGAAUCGGAUCCCUCUGGUUCUAAGAGCUGCGUCGGCACCAAGGAGGGCAUCCUGCAGUACUGCCAAGAGGUGUACCCAGAGCUUCAGGUCACCAACGUGGUGGAGGCCAACCAGCCCGUCAGCAUCCAGAACUGGUGCAAGAAAGGCCGCAAACAGUGCCGCAGUCACCCACUCAUUGUGGUGCCUUACCGCUGCUUGGUCGGGGAGUUUGUGAGCGACGCCCUUUUGGUUCCGGAUAAGUGUAAGUUCCUGCACAAGGAGCGUAUGGACCAGUGUGAGAGCCAUCUGCAUUGGCACACUUUUGCCAAAGAGUCUUGCGCGGACCGCUCCACGAAUCUCCAUGACUACGGGAUGCUAUGGCCGUGUGACAUCGACCGUUUCCGAGGUGUGGAAUUUGUGUGCUGCCCGGCUGAGGCCGAGCAGGAGUCGGAUAGCGCGGCGCUGGACGGGGAAGAGUCGGACGUGUGGUGGGGCGGAUCUGAGCCUAACGAGAACAACGAUAACAGCAUGACUCAGCAUGUCGACACGGAGCCCACCGCUGCAGAGGAUGAUGAGGAGGAGGAGGAGGAUGAUGAAGAUACUUUUGAAAGGGAUGGCGAAGAGGAGGAUGAGGAGGAGGAGGAAGAAGAAGACGACGGCAUGACCAAUGAGCGGGAUAGUGAUGAGCGCAAUGCGAACGUUGCCAUGACAACAACUACCACCACUGAAUCCAUUGAGGAGGUCGUCAGAGCCGUUUGUUGGUCACGUGCCGCAAAAGGCACGUGUGGUGCCAAGCUGGAGCGUUGGCACUUCGUGCCCAAAACGGGACGCUGUGCCCCCUUCUUGUUUGGGGGCUGCGGGGGCAACAGGAAUAACUUUGAUUCCGAGGAAUACUGCUUAGCCGUCUGCAGCAGCUCCUUACCCACCAUGAUGCCCAGUGCUCCUGAUGCUGUGGAUCAAUACCUGGAGUCUCCCGGCGACGACAGCGAGCACGGCGACUUCCAGAAAGCCAAGGAAAGCCUGGAGGCCAAGCACAGGGAGAAGAUGUCGCAGGUGAUGAGGGAGUGGGAGGAGGCUGAGAGGAAGGCUAAAAACCUGCCACGUGCUGACAAGAAAGCAGUCAUUCAGCACUUCCAGGAUAAGGUGGAGGCUCUGGAGCAUGAGGCUGCCGGAGAGAGGCAGCAGCUGGUGGAGACCCAUAUGGCCCGCGUGGAAGCUCUGGUCAACAGCCGCCGACGCAUGGCUCUGGAAAAUUACCUCAGCGCACUGCAGGGAAACCCUCCUCGGCCUCGCCAGGUGCUGAGCCUGCUGAAGAAGUACGUCCGGGCCGAGCAAAAGGACCGUCAGCACACAGUCAAACAUUACGAGCACGUCCGAACGGUCGACCCCAAGAAGGCUGCGCAGAUUCGGCCUCAGGUUUUGACCCACCUGCGUGUGAUUGACGAGAGGAUGAACCAGUCCCUGGGUUUGCUCUACAAAGUGCCCACUGUGGCCAACGAGAUACACAACCAAGUCUCUGUCAUCGUGCAGAGAGUCCAGUCCGAGCUGUCUCAGCAGGUUUCUUCCUUGCAGAGUGACACCAGGGUGGACAGGAUGAGCUACGGGAACGACGCCCUCAUGCCCGACCAGGCCUACAGCUUCGCUCCUAUGGACCCAAGCCUCGACAGGCUGGGCUUCAUCCACCCUGAGAGCUUCAACCAGCCCAACACUGAGAACCACGUUGAGCCUGUCGAUGCUCGCCCAGUUCCAGAUAGAGGACUACCCACACACCCUGGGUCUGCCCUGAAGCCAGAAGAGAUGCCCCAAGUGCGACUGGAGACAAAGGAGAGGCAAAGUGCUGGCUAUGAAGUCCACCAUCAAAAACUGGUAUUUUUUGCUGAGGAUGUGGGCUCCAAUAAAGGUGCCAUCAUCGGGCUGAUGGUGGGAGGCGUUGUCAUAGCGACCGUCAUUGUCAUCACCCUGGUGAUGCUGAGGAAGAAGCAAUACACUUCUAUUCAUCACGGCGUCAUCGAGGUGGACGCGGCGGUGACACCAGAGGAGCGUCACCUGGCCAAGAUGCAGCAGAACGGCUACGAGAACCCCACCUACAAAUUCUUCGAGCAGAUCCACAACUAAACAAAAGCCAACCACUCCGCAGGCUCUGUUCCUGUCUUGCUCCUCUCCACCCUUCUGUUUGUUUUUAAACGUUUGACUUGGAUGAAUCGCCGUGGUUUUAAAGUGAAGGAGCUGCGGGACAGAGCCGUGCGGAUCCCCCAGUUGCACAGCGUAUACUAACACUAAUUUCGGCAGACAAGGGUUACUCCGCGUCACCUGCACAUCUUAGCCACACCUGAACCCUUGCACAACUCCUUGACUGACUAUAGAUAUACAGUAUAUAUAGAGAGAAAGAAAUAUAUGAAGAAAAUCGUGUCAAUACAGCACUAUCCGCUAAAUAUUUCAACAUUGUAAAAAAAAUGAAAGAAAAACAAACAUAAGAAUGAAUACUGGCGGGGGUUUUUUCAAGUGUAACAUAUGAAGAAGGCGAUUAGCUGUUAAGUCGAUGUCGUGCAUGGCGGAUACAGUUAGCAUACAAGAACUUUCAGAUCAGGGGCGUCCAACGUUGUGAUGAACUGAAGUACUGCUACCUCGGGUUUCAUGAUCAGGCUGCUCCUGGACACACUAUCGUAUGAAAAGCCAAGCUAUUUCUCACAUAGGAAAUCUGUUUGACACCCAAACACAAGACUUUUUCAAAAGAAUAAUGAUCAUUUUACAGACAAACAAGACUUUUUCAAAAUAAAAAUGAUCAAUUUACACACGGAGAAUACUUUUUCAAAAUAAUAAUGAUCAUUUUACACACGGACAAGACUUUUUCAAAAUAAUAAUGAUCAUUUAACACACGGACAAGACUUUUUCAAAAUAAAAAUGAUCAAUUUACCCACGGACAAGACUUUUUCAAAAUAAUAAUUAUCAAUUUACACACGAACAAGACUUUUUCAAAAUAAUAAUGAUCAUUUAACACACAGACAAGACUUUCACAAGAAUAAUUAUCAUUUUACACACGAACAAGACUUUUUCAAAAUAAUAAUGAUCAUUUAACACACGGACAAGACUUUUUCAAAAUAAAAAUUAUCAAUUUACACACGAACAAAUGAUCAAUUUACACAGGGACAAGACUUUUUCAAAAUAAUAAUGAUCAAUUUACACACGGACAAGACUUUUUCAUAAUAAUAAUUAUCAAUUUACACACGGACAAGACUUUUUCAAAAUAAAAAUGAUCAAUUUACACACGGACAAGACUUUUUCAAAAGAAUAAUGAUCAUUUAACACACGGACAAGACUUUCAAAAUAAUAAUGAUCAUUUUACACACGGACAAUACAUUUUCAAAAUAAAAAUGAUCAAUUUACACACGGACAAGACUUUUUCAAAAGAAUAAUUAUCAAUUUACACACGGACAAGACUUUUUCAAAAUAAUAUUGAUCAAUUUACACACGGACAAGACUUUUUCAAAAUAAUAAUGAUCAAUUUACACACGGACAAGACUUUUUCAAAAUAAUAUUGAUCAUUUAACACACGGACAAGACUUUUUCAAAAUAAUACUGAUAAUUUAACAUACGGACAAGACUUUUUCAAAAUAAUAAUUAUCAAUUUACACACGGACAAGACUUUUUCAAAAUAAUAAUGAUCAAUUUACACACGGAAAACACUACAAAAUGCAUAUGAAUAACGAAGGAAAUGAAGAAAUGAGCAUUUAACAUCACUUUUGACCUUUUUACUGAGGACUCUUGACGGGAAUGAAGAAGCCCUUGGAUUGUAUGGCUAGACUUACUUAACAGUGUGGUGCGUUCAAUGACAAUGUGAAAACACGGUCUCUUGUUGACUUUGAUUAAACCGCAACUUUUUUGGGGGGGGCUAUUUUGCAGCUGUACUCAAUUAAAACAAGGGAGUCGUCAAUGCGGGUUUAGCUACUAAAACCAGGAUAUAUUUUUGGUGAAAAUUUUCGCCGAAAACCUCGGUAUCUAUUGAAAACCUGAUAUUUUGUGUCAAUGUUGACAAGCAUCAAAAUUCCGCACCACUGCCCUGAUGUAGGUAUUAUUUUUCUUAUUCCAGCCUUUCUUUGACUGGUUUUUUUCCUCCUACAUUUCUGAACCAAUUCAUAUUGAUGAAAGACCAACAUUUUCAGCUAAUUCCAAACUCGUUAAAGUUGUUGUAUAGCUAAUUUUUGCUGGUAGACACCUCAGAGUCAUAGACUUUUUGGUACUUGAUGCAUGUUAACUGUUAGCACUUUCAGUUAAUUUUGCAGGCACACACAUCAGUCAUAUAAUUUCAUACUCGACACAUGCUAACUGUUAGAAUGCUUAAAAUGAGCAGGUUAGCUUUUUUCCCCAGCAAAUUUCCCAGUUAUACAUCUCAGAGUCAUAAUUUGAUAUUUUACACAAAUGCUAACUGUUAGCAUUUUCAGUUAAUUUUGCAGGCACACACAUCAGUCAUGUAAUUUCAUACUCGACACAUGCUAACUGUUAGAAUGCUUAAAAUGAAUUUUUUUCAGAAAGCUUCACAAUUUUAUACAUCUGAGAGUCAUAAUUUGAUACUUUACACCUGCUAACUGUUAGCUUUUUCAGUUAAUUUUGCAGGCACACACGUCAGUCAUAUAAUGUAUUACUUGACAAAUGCUCACUGUUAGAAUGCUAAAAUGAACAUGUUAGCUUUUUUCCAGAAAAUUUCAGUUAUACAUCUAAGAGUCGUAAUUUGAUAUUUGACACAUGCUAACUGUUAGCAUGUUAGCUUUUUUAAAGCUAAUUUUGCAUAUAUUUGGCAGUGCUUGAUAGAUGCUAACUGUUAGCACGAUAAUGUUGGAAUGCAAAUUUUUUCGCUUGUUUUGCUGAUAGGCGAUUUAGUGUGGUAUAUUUUGUCAAAUGUUGCUAUCUGGCCACCGUGCUACCAAUCCAUGUUGGGCUUUUUUUGCAUUUACACGCAAUUUCUUCCGACAUUCCAUAUUGUAGUUACUGAAUGAGUUGCUGGCGCCAGCAUUCUGCAUAAAAUCACCUCGUUGUCAAAAUAGGGUGACAAAGAAAAUUUGCGCAAUAUCUAGUAAUAUAACUCCUUUAUAGUUUAAUCAUUGUAUUUUAUUUUACAAAUGUGCAGAGGGCCAACAAGCAAAGCACGAAAAAUGGUCUGCAUUUUGGACCCCCCCCUGUCUAGGACCUUUUGUCAGGAUUGUACAUUUCUAGUGUCUUUCUUUGUGACCUUGUGUGAUAUGAAGAGGAAGAAAAAUACUCGCUUUAAACCGCUCUUUUAUUUUUUGUUUCUAAAAAAGAUCUCCAUGCUUCACUGUUGCUUUAGCUGCAUGGGCAAAGAAUACAAAUACUCUAUGUAAUAUAUGACGUUGUAUUAGUAUCCGAAAGGAAGAUGAUUGUGUUAUACUGUUUGCGUUUUAUGCACUCCUGUCUUUUUUGUGUGAGGUAAUGGGGAAACAUCACCACCACAUUGUAUAGUAAAACUAAGCACGGUCAAGAAAAUACUCUCUUAUGGACAAUUAUCAUGCAAGUUGGCCAUUGUGCUUCCAAGCUGCAUGAUAUAUUUGAUCACAGUAAUUAUUGACCCGAAUAUAAGACAACCCUGAAUAUUGAACAUGUCUUUUCAAGACUUCUUUGUUAAAUAAGUGAAAGAUUGCAAUACAUAUACAUUUUUUUUAUGAAUAGUCGACAGUUGUAAUAUUGACAAGACUCAUCUGUUGGUUUGCAUGGUUUAUUCUUCAGACAUUGAAGAUAAGGCAACCUGUGUUUUCAGUUCGAUUUUCUCAUUCUAUGGUUAUCGCCUAGCUUUGGAAGUUCCACUGGAUUAGGAUUGUAUUUUUUAAUUUCCCCUUUCUGCUAUUUGUUUCUUCAUCCCAUUGUAAGUAAGCAAGCAUCCGCCAUCUUGUCCCCUCUGUCUUCAACACACAUAUCAUAUCACCACAUUGACAUGUGGAUUAAAGAUCUUAUUCAGGUAAAUGUUUCAUUCAAAAGAAAAAAUAUAUAUUUCCCCCCCAUUUCGCUGUGUAGUUAAAUGAAAUUUGCUUAAAAAAAAGUUUCUACUUCCACAAUAUCAUGAAUAAAAUUUUGAAUGUAUAUACCUGGCAGAUGUUGUGAAUUAAUGAAUAACAUACAGUUCAGAAAAAAAUGCUUGCCACUUUAUUCCCUCCUUGUGGACAUUUUUCUUUAUUUCUAAAAAAAAAAAAAGGGUCCAAAAAUGUAGGGAACAUGGACUAAAAUAAAAAUACAAAAAGGGUAUUUCUAUAAAAGGAAAAAAUAUGAAAAUACACAUGCCGUCGCGGCUAUCAAAAACAUGAAGCGUGGGUUUAUGUACAGUGGGCUGUUGUACGCUACGGACGAGGAAGACGGGUUAACAUGAGUUCAGUCACAUUCAAGCAUUCGUUUCACCGUGAAUCACAUGCGGACAUUUUACCCUCUUCGGGUUUAAAAAGCUGUAACAAACUUGGCGUGUCAGAAGGUAAAGAGUUCAGAGGAGAGUUUGUACAUGGCCUUCAACUGUCCUUGUCCAGCGUGGUGGUGGCCAGCGUCACCGUGGUGAUGGGCUGGUGGUGCAUCUGCAUCCGCGACAUUUUCUUCUGCUCGCAUUCUGUCACCAGGCCGUUGAGCUCGGCGGCGCUGUAGCCGAUCAGAGUCCUCAGGUCGCACACAAAUUUGUAGACGAAGCGCUUGCCUUGCACCUUGCUGAUCAUGUCGCCGUCGUAGUAAUACCUGCGGGAAAUAUGUGAAAUCCAACGAUAAAUGAAGACUACCAGAACUUUGCAUGCAUCGAUAUAUUGCCAUGUCUGUCAGUGUUUCCCACACAUUCAUUUAUUUGUGGCGGCCCGCCACGAAAGAAUUACGUCCGCCACAAAUUAAAAAAAAUAAAAUAAAAAAAU
Entelurus aequoreus (snake pipefish) is the source of this 7215-nucleotide messenger RNA. RefSeq names its product amyloid-beta A4 protein-like. Gene Ontology annotation, biological process: central nervous system development; axonogenesis. The transcript is spliced from 18 exons. Bases 188 to 2443 code for a protein of 751 amino acids. Lineage: Eukaryota; Metazoa; Chordata; Actinopteri; Syngnathiformes; Syngnathidae. Gene Ontology annotation, cellular component: early endosome; Golgi apparatus; membrane raft. The record is from RefSeq and is a predicted model, not a curated record. Gene Ontology annotation, molecular function: heparin binding; signaling receptor activator activity; serine-type endopeptidase inhibitor activity.